Molecule: messenger RNA, 1167 nt
Organism: Cydia amplana
Lineage: Eukaryota; Metazoa; Arthropoda; Insecta; Lepidoptera; Tortricidae
Gene: CPR21
Product: adhesive plaque matrix protein-like
Exons: 4
Coding region: 52-1077 (341 amino acids)
Source: RefSeq, a predicted model, not a curated record
CGACCCCUUGGGACAGAUUCGCACGGACUGCCGAAACGGAAGGAUAUCACUAUGAAACUGUUACUCGCCUUUCUCGCCAUUCUGGCGAUUUCGUAUGCCGAUGAAGAAAUCCCGGCAAGUUUAAUCGAAGACUCUGAAGCAGUCGCUUCAGUGGAACUUCUUAAAACUGAAGCAGAUACCAAUGCGGCAUCCAACUACGUGGCCCCCAGCCAGAGGCCCCCAAGGGGCUGGAAUCCCCCCCAGAUCAGUCAGCAGAACAACUGGAACCAGCCUCAAAGCUGGACUCCACCACCCAAUAACUAUUGGAAUCAAAACCAGAACCAGGUUGGCCAGUGGCCAUCUCCCGACGCUUGGAAACCAGAAGGCAGUGCGUGGAAUCAGAACCAGUGGACUACCCCACCCACGUGGACCGCGGCGCCGAGCUGGAGCCCGCCCAGCUACGUCCCCGGUUGGCAGAACCCGUCCAAACCAGUUCAACACGACCAGCCCACCAACUCGUGGACCGUUCCUCAGCAGACCACCACGCCCGUCGCCGUCAUCAAGAACGACCAGUAUUAUGGAGACAACGGCAGCUACAAAUAUGAGUACCAGAUCGCCGACGGCACCCACGUUGGUGAAGAGGGCUACCUCAUCAACCCGAACACAGACAACGAGAGCCUGGUGAAGAAGGGCUGGUACUCGUUUGUCGGUGGCGACGGCAAGACCUACACGGUGACUUGGUGGGCUGAUGCCAGCGGUUUCCACGCGUCUGGGGACCAUUUGCCCACUCCGCCGCCGGUCCCCGCUGCGAUCCAGGCUGCUAUCGACCAAGCUGCAAAGGAGGAGGCUGCUAAACUCGAAGCCGAGAAGAACAAGCCGCAACAGACUUAUCCCCAGCAGACUUACCCUCAGCAGACUUACCCUCAACAAACCUACCCUCAGCAGACUUACCCCCAACAGACUUACCCCCAACAGACCUACCCUCAGCAGACAUACCCUCAGCAGACAUACCCUCAGCAGACAUACCCUCAACAAACCUACCCCCAACAGACUCAGGGUAGCUACAAACCACAGCAUAAUAAACCAACUUACGGUUAGUUAAUUGCAAAUUCUUACAAAUGUAAUUUUAAUUUAUGUAGAACAUUUGUCGUCGGAAGUUAUGCAUUUACGGCAUUUAACGUAGCUUUU